Molecule: messenger RNA, 354 nt
Organism: Penicillium brevicompactum
Lineage: Eukaryota; Fungi; Ascomycota; Eurotiomycetes; Eurotiales; Aspergillaceae
Exons: 2
Coding region: 1-354 (117 amino acids)
Source: RefSeq, a predicted model, not a curated record
AUGGGCCAGAGACACAACAGACGCCGAACUCGCCCACGCUCAACUCACCGCAAUAUCACACCGACUCCAGACACACCUAAGACACCUCAGAACGGCCAUUGCCAGCUUGUGUCAACCCAUUCUCCAUGCACUGCGCCUCCCCCAAUCACCCUCGCCCCAUCAUGGCACAAUGGGUAUACGGCUUGGCAGACCCGUGAACGCUCCUCGCGGCUGGAUUUUGGUCUGGAAGAAGAGCAAUAUCGUCUCUUCGGAGGCGAGCCUGGUGACGAUGUGAAUCUCUGUUACCGGAUGCUUGAAUAUUUCGGCGGACUGGACUAUAUCAACUCCACAAGUGGCCAUGCCCUUGGAGAUUGA